Ipomoea triloba (trilobed morning glory) is the source of this 3453-nucleotide messenger RNA. RefSeq names its product receptor protein kinase TMK1-like. The record is from RefSeq and is a predicted model, not a curated record. Gene Ontology annotation, molecular function: protein kinase activity; ATP binding; protein binding. NCBI's taxonomy places the organism in Eukaryota, Viridiplantae, Streptophyta, Magnoliopsida, Solanales, Convolvulaceae. The coding region runs from base 329 to 3175 and encodes 948 amino acids. The transcript is spliced from 2 exons. Gene Ontology annotation, biological process: protein phosphorylation.
AGGCUCUAUAAGCCAACUCACCCCCAGCACUCACUUUCCUUCCUCUUUUCGCACCCCAAAAAAAGAAAUUCCAUUUAUUAAAAAUCUUACCUUUUUGCUCUCUCUCUAUUCCUCCAUCUCCGCCGUUCAAUCUGCCGCCUCAAAAUUCUCUCUCUUCUCCUCUUUCUUUAAUUCGCACCCAGUCUUUAUCCUUGUGCCACUAUUGGGAUGGUUCGGUCCAGAGACCAGAGUUUUUUUUAAGUGUAAAUUUGUUCAUGUUUGGUGUAUAAUAUAAUUCGAGUCGAAACUGUCGUUUUUCUUCUGAAUUCUCUUGAAUUUCGCCGGGGAGAUGAAGAAACUCUAUCUGGGUAUCUCUAGUUUGGCUUCAAGAUCUGUGGGUUUGUUGUUUUUUCUGUUUUUAGUUGCUGUGACGGCGAAGUCACAGUCGCCGGACGCCGGGGUAAUGCAGGAGUUGAAGAAGAGUAUCAACCCGCCGGCGUCGCUUAAGUGGGAUGACCCGGACCCGUGUAAGUGGAGGCAGGUGGAGUGCGCCGGCGACCGGGUUACGAAGAUCCAAGUUGGGAAACAAGGCCUCACCGGCUCUCUUCCGCCUAAUCUCGGAAACCUCUCCGCCUUAACGAUUUUCGAAGUGAUGGAGAAUGGGCUCACCGGAGCUCUGCCUAAUCUUUCCGGGUUAGCCUCGCUUCAGAGGAUCCUAUUGAACGGCAACGCCUUCACUUCAAUUCCCCCCAAUUUCUUCGCCGGUAUGACUUCCUUGGAAACGGUUUCUCUAGACAACAAUCCUUUUUCUCCUUGGCCGUUCCCGGAAAGCCUAAAGGACGCUUCACCUCUCCGGAGCUUCUCUGCUAUCAAUUGCAGCAUUUCCGGGACUAUGCCUGAUAUUUUCAUUUCCAGUAAUUUCCCUAGCUUAACAGAUCUGCGUCUCUCCUUCAAUUCUUUAUCUGGGCCGUUACCCCCUAGCUUUUCCGGCUCUUCUUUGCAGACUUUAUGGCUAAACGGUCAAAAGGGUGAUUCUUCUAGCCUAAAUGGCUCCAUAGCUGUUUUGCAAAACAUGACAGCUCUUACCCAAGUUUGGUUACACUCAAACUCAUUCUCCGGUCCAAUUCCAGACCUAUCCGGGCUCAAUUCCUUGCAAGAUUUCAGUGUGAGAGACAAUAGUCUUACCGGCCCGGUCCCGGAUUCAUUGACAAAGCUCAGUUCUUUGAAAGUUGUGAACUUGACUAAUAAUAUGCUUCAAGGGCCAACUCCCCAGUUUCCAGACACUGUUCAGGCUGAUGUUGUGGCCAACACUAAUAGUUUUUGUUUGUCUCAGGCAGGUAAAGGUUGUGACACAAAUGUUAACAUAUUGUUGGCUGUGGCUAAGGAUGUUGGAUACCCUAUCCAGUUCGCGAAGGAUUGGAAAGGCAACGAUCCUUGUACUCCGUGGAGGGGUAUAACGUGUGAUAAUGGAGGGAUUUCGGUUGUGAAUUUUCAGAAACUGGGGCUUACAGGGACGAUUUCGCCUAACUUUUCAUCUAUCACGACGCUGCAGAGGCUGAUUCUGUCGAAUAAUGAUCUCACUGGGAAUAUUCCUGAGCAGCUUACCUCCUUGAAUCAGCUUAAGUUAUUGGAUGUUUCGAAUAAUCAGCUGUAUGGUAAAGUCCCGACGUUUAAUAGUAAUGUGAAAGUGAUAACAGAUGGAAAUGUCAAUAUAGGUAAAGACGGUCCUCCUCCCGUGGUACCAUCUCCCGGUGGUACUCCUAAUUCUCCCGGUGGAGGUGGAGGAACAUCGGGAGGAGGGGGCGGUGGUAAGAAAUCCUCGACUGGAGCGAUUGUUGGCGUGGUGGUUGGUGGUGCGUGUGGUGUAGCUGCUUUGGCUGGGCUGUUUGUCUUUUGCUUGUAUCGAACGAAGAGGAAGCGGUCGGGUAGAGUGCAGAGUCCACAUACGAUGGUUAUUCAUCCUCGCCAUUCAGGGUCAGAACAUGAUGCUGUUAAGAUUACAAUUGCUGGCUCGAGUGCUACUGGAGGAAUAAGCGAAACUUAUAGCCAUGGAAGUAGUGGACCUAGCGAUGUUCAUAUUAUUGAGUCGGGCAGCAUGAUGAUCUCGAUUCAGGUUUUGAAGAAUGUUACUAACAACUUCAGUGAAGAUAAUAUACUUGGAAGAGGUGGAUUCGGUACUGUUUAUGGCGGUGAAUUACAUGAUGGAACAAAAAUUGCUGUUAAGAGGAUGGAAUCCGGGGUGAUGGGCGAUAAGGGUUUGGACGAGUUCAAAUCCGAGAUUGCUGUCCUUACAAAAGUGCGCCAUAGGCAUUUGGUUGCGCUUCUCGGUUAUUGCUUGGAUGGAAACGAGAAGCUCCUUGUCUACGAGUACAUGCCUCAGGGGACACUUAGCCGGUAUCUCUUUGACUGGAAAAAAGAAGGAUUGAAACCGCUCGAAUGGAUGAAAAGGAUAACAAUUGCACUCGAUGUGGCUAGAGGUGUCGAAUAUUUGCACGGCUUAGCCCAACAAAGCUUCAUUCAUAGAGAUCUUAAGCCAUCGAAUAUUCUUCUGGGAGACGAUAUGAGGGCUAAAGUUGCUGAUUUUGGACUCGUUCGACUCGCUCCUGAUGGGAAAGCUUCAAUUGUUACAAGGUUAGCUGGAACCUUUGGUUAUCUUGCACCAGAAUAUGCUGUUACGGGCCGAGUAACUACCAAAAUUGACGUAUUUAGCUUUGGAGUCAUCCUGAUGGAGAUAAUUACCGGAAGGAAAGCUCUAGAUGAAACUCAGCCCGAGGAGAGCAUGCAUCUUGUACCAUGGUUCCGAAGAAUGUGGGUCGACGAGGAACAAUUUAGAAAGGCAAUUGACCCUACAAUUGAUCUAAAUGAAGAAACCCUAGCCAGUGUACGAACCGUUGCUGAGUUGGCUGGUCACUGCUGCGCGAGGGAUCCCCAUCAGAGACCUGAUAUGGGGCACGCGGUCAAUGUUCUUUCGUCUCUUGCUGAGCUCUGGAAACCCUCGGAGCCCAACGAGGAUGACAUAUAUGGAAUCGACUUUUUCCUCAGCUUGCCCCAGGCAGUUAAGAAGUGGCAGGCUCUCGAGGAAUCCAGUGGCUUCGAUGCAUCUUCUUAUCCCGGCAGCAGUGACAAUACCCAGACGAGUAUACCCACACGCCCGUCUGGAUUUGCAGAUUCGUUCACAUCAGCAGACGGGCGGUGAGGACUGUUCGUGCAGAACCGGGCUGGGCAUCGGGAUUUGCCAUCAAGUGGAUGGCAACAACUUAGGAGGUUGGUUCAUUUAUUCUUUCUGUUACUCCCUGAUGCAUCUUUCUCCCCUGAAUUGAAUUUCCUUGUCUAUUCUACGAUGAAGGUUCGUUUGAUUGUAGCUUGACAGUGUUAAUUAUAACCAUGUACUUUUUGUCUUUUAGAAGUCCUUCCUAAACUAUGAUGUUUGAUAUCUGCAUCUUGGUAUUAAUUUCUUAUAGCAUUUCAAUACUA